GGGUAAGUGACUUGUCAACAUGUUAACCGUGCAGACUCUCGACUCUUCCCUGUUUAGUGGUUUGGUUUGGACUUGGACGUGUUUUUGUUUUGCCUUCCUUACGAUUUUUGUGGCGUAUAGAGGUUGAGGAAGUUCUCCGUUAUGUGUAUAGAAAGACAAAAUGGAACCAGAAAACCCCUUGGACAGUACAGAAUUUGAAGUCGCACAGAUGACCCAUGAACAUAUUAAAAGUGAAAAAGAUGAAGUUUCAGAAAAAGACAGACAUCAAAUAAAAGUGGAAGAUGACUUGGACAGAAAGGGAUUUGAAGACACUCAAAUAUACCAUGCAUCUAUUAAAGAUGAGUAUGGUCAAUGUGUUGGUACAUAUGCAGGACAUAUUGUUUCAGAUAGAAUCUAUAAUACAUGUGAUACAAAAGCAAAUUUUGAUAAUUCUUACAUGAGGUUUGAAGAAGCCAGUGAAUCAGUUUUAAAUAUGCAAGAUGUAAAAAUAGAGUUGCAAAAUGAUGUAGAGAUAGGCAGUCUUUCAGAAAGUUCUGACAAACAACUGGCUAUUAAAAACGAGAUUGAUGAACAAACAUUCUCAAAUUUAAACACAGAAAUUGUUUUAAACAGCACAGCAAAAUGGACAAAAUGUGAAGCUGUUGAGGAACUGAAAAUAGAAAAUGACUUGAACAUUGAGACUUAUGGAAUUACAGAAAUCACUGAGGAAUACAUAAUUAAAAAUGAUGAUGAUCAUAUUUUGAAACAUCCUGGGGGGGAAGGAAGGCAUCAGCUUAAUGUCUGUAUACAUUGUAAUGUGACAUUCAGAGGAAAAAGAAGUUUAGAUGAUCAUAUAAUCAAGAAACAUCCUGAGCAUAUUGCAUCAGUUUCAAAUAAAAUAUAUGAAUGUAGAUAUUGUAUUUAUAAAACUACUAUAACAAGUAAUUUAUCUACACAUAUGAGGAAGCAUCCAGAGGCAGAAGAUGUCUCUGAACCUAAAACAUGUAUUUACUGUAAGAGAACAUUCAAACAUAAGCCAAAUUUAAAUGAUCAUAUAAUUAAGAAACAUCCCGAGUAUAUUGCUGAGGUUUCUAGUAAAAUACAUUCAUGUAAACAUUGUACAUAUAGAACCACCAUUAAAAAAAGUUUAGUUCAACAUAUGCUGAAACAUCCUGAAGCAGAAAGUGACUAUGAGCUUAAAAAGUGUGUACACUGUAAUGUUAAAUUUAAACGUAAGGCUAAUUUAGAUGAUCACAUAAUCAAGAAGCAUCCAAAGUAUAUUGCAUCAGUUUCAAGUAAAAUACAUGAAUGCAAAUAUUGUGUAUUUAAAACUGCUAUAAAAGGUCUUUUAGUUGAUCAUAUGUGGCAGCAUCCAAGGGCAGAAGGUGGCUGUGAACGCAAACUGUGUGUUCACUGUACUGCAACAUUCAAAUAUAAGACAAAUUUAGAUGAUCACAUAAUUGAGAAACAUCCAGAGUAUAUUGCAUUGGUUUCAAGUAAAAUACAUGAAUGUAAAUAUUGUGCAUUUAAAACCACCAUAAAAGAUCGGUUAGCUAGACAUUUAGGCAAGCAUCCAGGGGCAGAAGGUGGCUAUCAACUUAAAACGUGUAUUCACUGUGAUGCAAUAUUCAAAGAUAGGAUAAGCUUAGAUGAUCAUAUAACUAAGAAACAUACAGAAUAUAUUGCAUCUGUUUUGAGUAAAAUACAUGAAUGCAAAUAUUGUGUAUUUAAAACCACUUCAAGUACUAGUUUAUCUAGGCAUAUGAGGAAGCAUCCAGAGGCAGAAAGUGGCUGUGAGCUUAAAAUGUGUAUUCACUGUAACACAACAUUCGCAUGCAAGAAAAAUUUACAUGAUCACAUAAUUAAGAAACAUCCCAAUUUUAUUGCUGAGGUUUCUAGCAAAAUACAUGCAUGUGCACAUUGUGCAUUUAGAACUACCGUUAAAAAAAGUUUGGUUCAACAUAUGUUGAAACAUCCAGCAGCAGAAGGUGACUAUAAGCCUAAUAAAUGUGUUCACUGCAAUGGGGCAUUCAGACUUAAAACAACUUUAGACAAUCAUAUAAUUAAGAAACAUCCCGAGUAUAUUACAUUAGUUUCAAGUAAAAUAUACGAAUGUAGACACUGUCCAUUUAAAACCACCACAUCAGAUCAUUUAUCUAAACAUAUGGUAAACCACCCAGGGGCAGGAGGCUAUGAGCUUAAAACGUGCAUUCACUGUAAUCUGAAAUUUAAACGUAAGAUAAAUUUAGAUGGUCAUAUAAUCAGAAAGCAUCCCGAGCAUAUUGCAUCAGUUUCAAGUAAAUUCCAUGAAUGUAUAUAUUGUACUUAUAAAACCAUCGCAAAAAAUAAGCUGGCUGGCCAUAUGUUGAAGCAUUCUGAUGCUGAAAGAACCAAGAUGGAUCAAAUUUAAACAAGCCCUUCAAAAGAAAAAAAAUUGAAAAACGGUUCUGGUUGAAACCUCUGUAGUUUUUCGCCUAAUUGCACACUUCUUCCAAUGUUGCAAUUUUUUUCAAAACAGUUAUAAAAAAUUUUCGUCACGUUUCCACCAUUCAGGUUCAUCAAGGCACCAAGAUCAGCAAUAUAUGCCAAUUUAUUGAAAAAAAAAAUGGAAUGCGUUGGAGUCUGGACAAGGACUAAACGAAUUGAUUCAUAUAUUUGACGAUCACAAGCAUCUGUUUUACCUGUAAGGUGGAUAACCUUUGACUAUUCAGAGCACCUCGAUCAAUGUAUGUUAUGUUAUUGGUCUGGUGUUGUCAAAACACUUUUGGUUGCUUAUCUGACUGAUAAACAACUUGAAUUUCGUAAUGUCAAAACACCGUGGCAAAACGUGCCGAAUUUUCACUGGACACCUUACAGGGUUUAAUAAUGGAAUUUCGGUAGCACUAACAAUCAUUGACGAAAAUAUUGAUAUACAGUCAACUGUGAGGUGAAUGUUGUCUUGUGUGUUAUGUAUUGAAAUAAUUGUUCUAGGCAACCGUACAUGUUUAAUCUGUCUCUACUGUGGUCGCUACAUUCGAAUUUGGAAACAUUCCAUAUCACCUACUGUCACAUUUAUAAUUAAUUUAGCUCAAAUACCUAAAGCAAUUUUUCGUCAAAGGUGAUGAAAAAAUGUUCAAGAGAGAUUACUAAUGCAAAAUUACCGUAUUCAAAAGAGCAAUAGAUGCUUCAAAUAAAGUCUGUGGCGAGAAUAUUUUAGGAGGGACUGCGCAUAGGAACAUGAAUGUUUAUAUUUGCAAUAUUGGGAUCAAGAAAGAUUCUAAUUAUUUCUAAAGUUUCUUGUAAAAUAUAAUGGAUGCACACAUUAAGGCUUUCACCUCAUCUGGCAACACUGCCUGCUCACUUCUGUGGCGUAGACGCAGGGGUUGUUGAAAAAAGUUCCCGUUAUGAAUGUGGAAAAAAAACUUGAAGAUACCCAAAUGACCCGAGAACAUAUUAAAAGUGAAAAAGAGCAAGUUUCAGAGAUAGAAAAAGGAAAAAUAAAGGUGGAAAAUGACUUGGAUAGUAAAGAAUUCAUAGUCAUUCCUGUAUUUAUAAAAGAUGAGUAUGGUCAAUGUAUUGGCUCAGAUGCUUCAGACACUGUUUCAGAUAGAAUCUAUAAUGCAUCUACAAUCUCAAAUUUUGGCCCCACUGUCAUGAGAUUUGAUGUGGCCAGUGACGGAGUUCUCAAAAUGCAAGAAGAAAUAGAUUCGCAAAACACAACAACUGAGUAUGAUUUCACUAAAUCCCCAAUAAAAUCUGAAGCUGUUGAAGAAUUGAAAUUGGAAAAUGACUUGGAGACUUGUGGGAUUUCAGAAAUCACUGAGGAAUACAUUAUCAAAGAUGAGAAUGAUCAUAUAAUGAAAAAUCCUAUAGCAGAAGGAAGUCAUAAGCAUCAUGUGUGUUUUCACUGUAAUGCAACAUUUAAAUAUAAGAUAAAUUUAGAUGAUCAUAUAAUAAAGAAACAUCCUGAGUAUAUUAUAUCAGUUUCAAGUAAGAUCCAUGAAUGCAUACAUUGCAACUAUAAAACUACCCUCAAAAAGGAGUUUACUAGGCAUAUGUUCACGCAUCCUGAUGCAGAUACUUGCUAUAGACUCAGUGUGUGUAUUCACUGUGACAGGACAUUCAGAAAUAAAUCAAAUUUAGAUGAUCAUACAAUUAAGAAACAUCCCGAGUAUAUUACAUCUGUAUCAAGUAAAAUACAUGCAUGUCAAUAUUGUCUGUUUAAAACAAUCUCGACAACCCAUUUAUCUAAACAUAUGGGGAAGCAUACAGGGGCAGGCGUGAGUUGCCAGCCUAAAACGUGUAUUUAUUGUAACGCAACAUUCAAGCAUAAGCCAAAUUUAGAUGAUCAUAUAAUUAAGAAACAUCCCGAGUAUAUUGAAUCAGUAUCAAGUAAAGUCCAUGAAUGUACAUAUUGUUCAUAUAAAACUACCUUCAAAGAUAUGUUUUGUAGGCAUAUAUUGAAACAUCCUGGUGCAGAUAUUAGUUAUAAGCCUAAUGUGUGUAUUCACUGUAACACGACAUUAACAAGUAAGGUAAAUUUAGAUUAUCAUAUAAUUAAGAAACAUCCGGAAUAUAUUGCAUCAGUUUCCAGUAAAAUCCACGAAUGUAUAUAUUGUACUUACAAAACUACCGCGAAAAAUAAAUUGGCUAGUCAUAUGUUAAAGCAUUCUGAUGCGGAAAAGAACAUAGGUUAACUUUUAUAAAGAUGCU
Acanthoscelides obtectus is the source of this 4671-nucleotide messenger RNA. The record is from the annotation of a GenBank genome assembly. NCBI's taxonomy places the organism in Eukaryota, Metazoa, Arthropoda, Insecta, Coleoptera, Chrysomelidae.